AGAAAACCUGGAGAGGAAAAAAAAAAACAUCAGCCGCGGGCGCGUAGCUGGAGUAGGAGGAGGCCCUGAGUAAAGUCUGCUGCUGUGGGGGGAAAUGGGCGGCAUUUGAUCGGGGGAAGACCAUCUACGGGAAAACGUGAGACGUGGCCCAGUCAUGGAAGACGGCAGCGGCCUGAUCGAGUUCGACGUGCCAGAAUUCAGCAGCACGGUGCUCAGCCAGCUAAACGAACUGCGGCUCCAGGGGAAGCUCUGUGACAUCGUGGUGCACAUCCAGGGCCGGCCCUUCCGCGCCCACAAGGCCGUGCUGGCGGCCAGCUCGCCCUACUUCCGCGACCACUCCGCCCUCGGCACCAUGAGCGGCCUCUCGCUCUCUGUCAUCAAGAGUCCGGAGGUGUUCGAGCGCCUGCUUGCCUUCUGCUACACUGGCCGCAUGGCGCUGCCGCUCAAGGAUGUCGUCAGCUUCCUUACCGCCGCCAGCUUCCUCCAGAUGCAGGCCAUCAUCGACAAGUGCACGCAGAUCCUGGAAGGCAUCCACUCCAAGAUCAGCCUGCCCCCUGGUGGUAGUCCUGGGGGAGACAGCCCCCAGGGCAACCGCGAUGGCUUCAAAGACGGGGGUGCCUUCCUCAACCCCGUGCAGGUCUCCCCCCCCUAUUUCCCACUGCAGCCGACAGCUCUCCCAGGCGCUGCUGAGGCCCGGCCUGAUGCAGGAGGUAAGGGCCCGCCCCGGCCACGCGCACCAGAGGAGGGCCAAUCAGACCGUGGCAGCAGCAGCGACGGGGCCCCGGAGCAGGAGGCGGAGCUGGAGCAGGUGGAGCUGAUCGGCCGGGACGGGCAGGUGACAGACGUGCGCGUCAAGAUGGAGAAGGCGGAGCGGCCUAGCUGCUCGGACAGCUCGUCGGCCGGCGAUGACGGGUACCACACAGAGCUAGUGGAUGGCGAGCAGGUGCUGGCAGUCAGCGUGGGCUCCUACGGCCCCAUGUUGCAGCCGGCCGGCUACACCUACCCACCGCUGUCUGCCUCCGCCUUUGUCAGCCUCAGCAGCGCCAGCCCCUCGCGCUCCAUACUCAGCGGUUUUCGUGGUGGCCGUGCCCGUCCCAAGCGGCCUGCCGCCACCUCCCCUGAGGCUCCAGGCCGCCCCAAGCCUUUCAGGGAAGAUGGGGACGCUGUCAGCGCAGCAGCAGCGGUGGUGGCGGCUGCCGCCAGCCCUGCGGCGAGUUUUGAGAGCGACGUGCGGGAGCGCAGCCUGCGGGGCCAGUGGUACCCAUACAGCGAGCGGCUGGUCUGCAUCUAUUGCGGCAAGUCCUUCAACCAGAAGGGCAGCCUGGACCGGCACAUGCGGCUGCACAUGGGCAUCACGCCGUUCGUCUGCAAGUUCUGUGGCAAGAAGUACACCCGCAAGGACCAGCUGGAGUACCACAUCCGCGGGCACACAGACAACAAGCCCUUCCACUGUCAGAUCUGCGGCAAGUGCUUCCCUUUCCAGGGCACCCUCAACCAGCACCUGCGCAAGAAGCACAUGGGCGCCGUGGAUGGCGGCAACCACGCUGACUCCCCCGAGAGGACGGAGGCCCCCGCCACCGGCGACGCCCCCCCGCCGGCCGAAGAGCCAUCUGGGAACGGCGAGGAGAGCACCAGGGGCAGCCCGGAGGAGUCUCCGCACGGCUCCCGCUGUGAUUUUUAGGUCUCGUUUGCGUUUCCUUCGUCGUUUCUCGUCGGAGCGUCAUGGGGGGUGGGAGGUGGAAAAAAAAAUUCAUAUAAUUUUAACUGUCAGCAGUUUUAGCUCGGAAUCCACCCUCCCGCCCCGUUAUCCGAUGCGUGGCUCGCAUCCUCCGUCAGGGUUUUCUAUGUCUCGUCAGUCGUUAAAGGGAGUCGAUGGACAAAAAGUGGAAAUAAAAGGUGCUUUUAAAGGAUUCUCUCAAAGGGAAGGUGGAAGUUAAGUAUUAAUAAUUAACGUGGGGGUGGGCUGAAUAAUCAAGGCCCCCCCCUUUCAGUUUGGUGUUUUUUCCUGUUUUAAUCUUUGUGUGUUAAACAUAUUUACAAAGUAAUAUAGGCAUGAUGCAAUAAGACAAGUAAUAAUGUGAAAGCUCAGAUAAGUGAUUCUCGUCAUAUCACGUCUUUACCUGACCUCUUUUUGCACACCAGGUUGUUGAUGAAGCAGUAGCUUUCUCACGAGGAAUGUCGUGGUUUUUGUUUUUUUUUUUUUUUUUGGUCACACAUCCAUCUCUUACCUCAUGAUACAUAAACAUGCUCAUAACAGACAGUGUUGUAACAUUUUCCGUGGGUUCUACCUCAUAGCCAAGGACCCGGAAGGAUGACGUUUACUUUAACAAAAAAAAAAAUAUAUAUAUAUAUAUAUAUAUAUAUACAUACACAUGGGGUUAGGGUUACACUAGGGGAAGCCUGUGUGAGCCGCGUGUCUCUCUCUCGGCCAUGGUACGCCGUGCCGUGGGGGCAUAAGGUGCCAUCAGCCCGAGUCGCGUGGUCCGGCGCCUUGUAAUUUACCCGUGAGUGUCCACAGGAGUCAUGCGUGAUGUAGCCUUGGUGUGUGGAUGGCGGCAGAGCACGCAUGGUUUGCUGGCUCUGUCUACCGGGAAACUAACCUUACUCUAUAUAUAUAUGAAAUAUAUACUCUAUAUAUAUAUAUAUAUAUGAAAUAUAGAGGAUAGUAGCCAAGAAGCCCCCGCACUGGGCAGACCCGUGUGCAGUUAUGUCAUUUCUUUCACCUCUUAGCAGCCAGCUCACAUUAAUAUGAAGCUUCUAUGAAGGGGUUUCUCCUGUUUGAUGGUGACAGAUGUGGGCCAAGCCGGUCAGGGAGUGUACACUACACACAGGCGCACACGUGCAAAUGCCAUCGAGCAAACAAGCGAGUGGCGAAGGACUCAGCGUGCAUGGUGCGUCUUGUUAAAAGGCUCGGAACGCUUGGACACAAGCGGCAUGCCGCAUCAGGCUUCCCAGCCGCGCUUAACCCCCCCCCCCCCCCCCCCCCCCCCCCCACCGCUUUUUCAGGUAAUUGUAUUCAGGACAUAUUUCUCUUCCCAACUGAAUUGUGGCGUGAUGCCCUGUGUGAAGGUCUCCCACGUGGCUUUCUGUGUUUUUUGCUGUUAGCCGAAGCGGAGGUGUUAGAGGUAGAGGAUUGAGAAGAACUUGAUUGAAAUGAUCCAAAGUCAAACCGUCGGUGCAGUUUGUAUGUGGAAGUCGAGCGGCGGAGGUGAAACCGCGGUGGUGGUUCUGCCCGUCUGAGGAGGUGAGGUGGUAGAAGAUGAUUAUUUCUAUUAUAGAUCUGUUGGUUGAAAGUAGCUUUGGUUUUUGUUGUAGCGUUGACUUUGGACAAGCUUAGCCCCCAGCCUAUUAAGUAACCCCUGUGAAACAGCACUUAGUCUGCCGGGUUUAAACCUCACAAACUGCUGGUUAUGAAAUAAUUCAGCCGUUUGUGGGAUUCCCAAAGUUUUUGCCUCCUGGCACUUCACUUGGACCUUGACACUCAUUUUGUAUGUGUGUGUUAUCUCACUCAUUCACUGUACUGUAAAAGGGCAACAUCUUACUCUGCUCAGAGAGUCCAGUUAUGUGUUUGAAAUAUAUAUCCUCUGAACUGUGUCACCAUCUUGUGUUCAAACAUGAGUAUGGGCCAGGCUAUUAAAAAUUGGAAAUAUAAUACAUAAUAUUAUGAGAAAAAUAUCAUGGAGAGAUGCAAUUAAAAUUGCACUUGGGUCUAUGAUAUCUCUUGUGGUUGUCUAACUAUAUCCAGCUAUCAAGCAUAACUACAUGGUUAGUUUUUAACUUAAUCCACACGUCUUGCUGCUUCCGUUGUGCGUGCUCCGCAUGCAUAUCCCGCAGCCGCUCCGUCGGUCCCGGCAGCUUUACUGUGAAGUUGUGACGUUCCCAGACACGCCGCCGUCUUAAUCACGGUCAUCGCCCUUUUUCAUUCUACAUUAAAUGCCAUAACAGUGUUUUGGUUUACAGCAUAAAGCGUGCUUCAGAGAACAUGUGAAAUCUACCUUUGUCGUCUUAUCCUUCUGGUCUUUGUGGUUGAAUGUGCCACCACACAAGCUACCAUGUCAGUCUGAGCUCUGUGGAACACCCCCCCCCCCCCA
Molecule: messenger RNA, 4091 nt
Organism: Brienomyrus brachyistius
Lineage: Eukaryota; Metazoa; Chordata; Actinopteri; Osteoglossiformes; Mormyridae
Gene: zbtb34
Product: zinc finger and BTB domain containing 34
Exons: 2
Coding region: 155-1681 (508 amino acids)
Biological process (GO): regulation of transcription by RNA polymerase II
Molecular function (GO): protein binding; DNA-binding transcription factor activity, RNA polymerase II-specific; RNA polymerase II cis-regulatory region sequence-specific DNA binding
Source: RefSeq, a predicted model, not a curated record